AUAUAAACUCACCUACACCCUCUUCCCCCUUGGACCCUUGUCUUCCUCUCACUCUCCACCACCAAACUCUCCUCCUCUCUUGCAACAUCAAACUCAUCCAUCCAUCCAUCGAUCUGAGAAAUCCAGCUUUCCAGUUCUUGGAUCUCCAUCGACCAUGGUGAGGCCGCCGUGCUGCGACAAGGACGGCGUCAAGAAGGGCCCGUGGACGCCGGAGGAGGACCUCGUCCUCGUCUCCUACGUCCAGGAGCACGGCCCCGGCAACUGGCGCGCCGUCCCGACCAGAACAGGGCUGAUGCGGUGCAGCAAGAGCUGUAGGCUCCGGUGGACCAACUACCUGAGGCCCGGGAUCAAGCGGGGAAACUUCACCGACCAGGAGGAGAAGCUCAUCGUCCACCUCCAGGCGCUCCUCGGCAACCGCUGGGCGGCCAUCGCGUCGUACCUCCCCGAGCGCACGGACAACGACAUCAAGAACUACUGGAACACCCACCUCAAGCGCAAGCUGCAGGGCGGCGGCGCCGGCGGUGACGGAGACGGUGGCGCCGCCGGCGACGCGGUCUCCCCGAAGCCCGCCGCGCAGAGGCCCGCGUCGUCGUCCAAGGGGCAGUGGGAGCGGCGCCUGCAGACCGACAUCGACAUGGCGCGCCGCGCGCUCCGCGAGGCGCUCACGUCGCUCGACGACGUCAAGCCACCGCAUCAGCCCGACGCCGCCAACGCCGCCGCGGGGGGAGGCGGCGCCACCACCGGAGCAGCAGCGUCCGCCGGCGCCGAUAGCCCCGCCGCGUCGAGCACGUCGGGGGCGUCGCAGUGCUCCCCGUCAUCCGCCGGCUACGUCCUCACCACCGAGAACAUCUCCCGGAUGCUCGACGGGUGGGCCCGGAAGAAGGGCGGCGGCGGCGGCAGGCGCGCCGCCGGCAGCGGGCCGGCCACCCCCGGCGCCACCGAGAGCGCGUCCGGCUCGUCGGAAGCCUCCGAGGUGUCCUACGGCGGCACGGCCUUGUCCGCAGCGGCGGCGCCCGCGUCCGCCUUCGAGUACGAGACAAAGCCGACCGUCACCGCCGCCGCCGCCGCCGACGCCGGCGACGAGACGCAGCUCUCCGCCAUCGAGUCGUGGCUGUUCGCCGACGCCGACGGCAUCGAGAGUGGCAGCUUGCUCGACGCGGCCAUGGAUUACACCUUCUAAUCCACACCACCACCAAACCAUGCAAGAAUCGUAGCGUAAGCGAGAGUGAGCAGCGAGUUCAUCACUAGCCCAACCUGAAAAAAGAAAAAUCGAAAACUACACAGAUCCUGAAGUCCUCUUGAUCUUGAUUUCUCUCUUGAUUAAUCACUUGGGAUCUGCGUAGUUUUCGCUUAGGAAAAAAAAAGAAGGGGAUUAGAGGCGUUGCUCUACUGUUAAUUGUUGUUACUGCGACUGAAUAUGGUCAUGGUAAUUUUGGUUUUUAGCUUGGAUUAAUCAAAUCACUAGUAACAAGGUUUACUAAUUAAGUAGAUCUCCACACGUUUGCAAGAUGCAGCGAGUGUGAGAGAGAAUAACGUGAGUAUGUCAUAUACUGCUGUAUCACUAACUCUAGUCAGUAGAUAAUUUAAUCAGUGGGCUUUGUCAAAUUUUUAAUUUUCCUUUUUAGGUGUUUGUCAAAUACUCAAAAGGUGGGAGUACAUAUAUAUCUGUUUGUCUAAAAAUUUGUAGUAAAAAGAAGAGGUUAAUGUAAUAAUUUGCCUGUGAAUAAAAUACUCAAAUGUGGAGUAUAAA
Molecule: messenger RNA, 1750 nt
Organism: Oryza sativa Japonica Group (Japanese rice)
Lineage: Eukaryota; Viridiplantae; Streptophyta; Magnoliopsida; Poales; Poaceae
Product: transcription factor MYB30
Biological process (GO): response to auxin
Source: RefSeq, a predicted model, not a curated record